ACCUGCAUCUGCAACAUCGACUCGCACCCCUCCGGCAGCUGUGCACGCUUGAAUUCCGUCGAAACUUGACAGUUACAAAGUGCGACAUGCGCGUUAACGCCAAGCACCUCGCUGAUUACCAGAACGAGAUGGUAUGCCUUGUCGGCAGGUUCCUCCAGUGCAAACCCAACGGCAUGUCAUUCAAGAUGGAAUCCCCAGACAAGAAGGUUGUUCAAAUAAACCUCAAGGAGCCAAUCCAAGAACCACUGGAGGGCAUCAUCGAAGUAAUUGGUAAAGUGACUGCUAAGUUGACAAUUUUCUGUGAAAGUUACGUGGUCUUUCCACCUGAAUUAGCUGAAAACUUCGACAUGGACGCUUACAACGAUUUUGUUGCGACUCUGAAGAAUUUCAAGGAUAAUUACCCAGCUACGCCCUAGGCAGCAGCAUCCAUCCUCUGGCAUUGUAUUUUUACAUUUCUACAUAUUUUGAACGUGCAGAAGCACCUGUUUGCCCUUUGUACUAUAACGUUUCUAUUGCGUUCUCACCACUGUUGCAAAUUAAACUUGUGCUUUUUGUUUUUUGAGCUGAAAAAAAAACAAAGAAGUAAAGCACCUCUUGGGCCUUUGUACCAUUACUUAUCUAUUGCGUUGUCACCACUGUUUUAAAGAUUUGUGCUUUUGUGUUUCGAGCUGAAAAAACCAAAAACGUAAAACGAGGAACCCAAUAAAGUCUGUACAUAUA
Messenger RNA from Dermacentor andersoni, 720 nucleotides. Its product is annotated as replication protein A 14 kDa subunit-like. The record is from RefSeq and is a predicted model, not a curated record. Gene Ontology annotation, cellular component: DNA replication factor A complex; nucleus; site of double-strand break. Gene Ontology annotation, molecular function: single-stranded DNA binding; damaged DNA binding. Gene Ontology annotation, biological process: DNA replication; mismatch repair; base-excision repair. Lineage: Eukaryota; Metazoa; Arthropoda; Arachnida; Ixodida; Ixodidae.